GCCGUGCGAGCCGCCGCCAGGGCAAAGCUCUAGGCACACGCCGGGGUGGCAGCGCCAGGAGCAGCAGCGAUUCAGCCAAGAAGCAAGAGUUUGCAAAGGCUGCUGUGCCUGGCCGAAGAGGCUUUGCACCCGGAGGAUGGCUGGCUGCGGGCUGUCAGAAGAUGCCUUCUUCUCUUCUUUCUUCUACAACUAUACCUCCUCCUGGGAAAACUCCUACAACCAGGCAUGCUAGCCAGUUCCAGGGGAAGAGAGCUGUUGCCACCUUGCUGGGUGAGUGUGCUGCUCUGGUUGGUGAAGACCAGCCUCUUUGCCCAGAUCUCCCAGAACUUGACCUCUCUGAACUAGAUGUGAAUGACUUGGAUGCAGACGGUUUUCUGGGUGGACUCAAGUGGUACAGCGACCAAUCAGAAAUCAUUACCAAUCAGUACAGCAAUGAAUCAUCAAAUAUAUUCGAGAAGAUAGAUGAAGAGAAUGAAGCAAACUUGCUAGCAGUUCUCACUGAGACACUGGACAGUAUCCCUGUGGAUGAGGAUGGAUUGCCUUCAUUUGAUGCACUGACAGAUGGAGAUGUGACCAAUGAAAAUGAUGCUAGCCCUUCACCAAUGCCCGACGGCACCCCUCCGACUCAGGAGGCAGAAGAGCCGUCUCUACUUAAGAAGCUCUUGCUGGCUCCAGCCAACAUUCAGCUAAAUUACAAUGAAUGCAGUGGUCUCAGCACACAAAACCAUGCAAACACUAAUCACAGGAUCAGAACAAGCCCUGUGGUUGUUAAGACCGAGAAUUCAUGGAGCAAUAAACCGAAGAGCAUUUGUCAACAGCAAAAGCCACAAAGACGUCCCUGCUCUGAGCUUCUCAAGUAUCUGACUACAAAUGAUGACCCUCCUCAGACCAAACCAACAGAGACCAGGAACAGCAGCAAAGACAAAUGCAUCUCCAAAAAGAAGCCCCAUCUGCAGUCUCAGGCACAUCAUUUGCAAGCCAAACCAACAAGUUUAUCACUUCCUUUGACACCUGAGUCACCAAAUGAUCCCAAGGGUUCCCCAUUUGAGAACAAGACUAUUGAACAAACCUUAAGUGUGGAACUCUCUGGAACUGCAGGCCUAACUCCACCUACAACCCCUCCUCACAAAGCCAAUCAAGAUAAUCCUUUCAGGACUUCACCCAAGCUGAAGUCAUCAUGCAAGACUAUUGUACCACCCUCAAAAAAGCCCCGCUACAGUGAGUCUUCCAGUUCUCAAGGACAUAACACAAUCAAGAAGAGUCCAGAACAGUCUGAGCUGUAUGCACAGCUUAGCAAGACAACUAUACUGUCCAGUGGACAUGAGGAGAGAAAGACAAAACGGCCUAGUUUGCGGCUGUUUGGUGACCAUGACUACUGUCAAUCUGUGAAUUCAAAAACCGAAAUACACAUUAAAAUAUCCCAGGAACUUCAGGACUCCAGACAACAAGAAUUUAAAGAUUCUGCACCUGGGUGGCAGUGUCAGAUUUGUUCUUCUUUAGAACAAGACCAGUAUUACAAGAGAGAGACUUUACAGGCAAGUAAGCAGGGUUCCCACUCUAGCAGCCGAAAACAGCUCCAAGACCAGGAUAUCCGGGCCGAACUGAAUAAGCACUUUGGUCACCCCAGCCAAGCUGUUUUUGAUGAAGAGGCAGAUAAGGCCAGUGAACUGAGGGACAGUGAUUAUAGUAAUGAACAAUUCUCCAAACUACCUAUGUUUAUAACUUCAGGACUAGCUAUGGAUGGCCUCUUUGAUGACAGUGAAGAUGAAAGUGAUAAACUAUGCUACCCUUGGGAUGGGACUGAAGCCUAUUCAUUAUUUGAUGUAUCACCUUCUUGCUCUUCUUUUAACUCUCCAUGCAGAGAUUCAGUGUCUCCACCCAAAUCCUUAUUUUCUCAAAGAUCCCAAAGGAUACGCUCUAGAUCAAUGUCCUUUCCUCAGCACAGGUCUUGUUCCCGUUCUCCAUAUUCCCGAUCGAGAUCAAGGUCGCCAUGUAACAGAUCCUCUUCCAGAUCUUGUUACUAUUAUGAGUCCAGCCAUUGUAGACAUCGAGCAUACAGAAGUUCUCCUUUAUAUGCAAGAUCACGAUCCAGAUCACCGUAUAGUUGUAGACCCAGAUAUGACAGCUAUGAGGAAUAUCAGCAUGAAAGACUGAAAAGGGAAGAAUACCGCAAAGAGUAUGAAAAACGGGAAUCUGAAAGGGCCAAACAAAGGGAGAGGCAGAGACAAAAAGCAAUUGAAGAACGUCGUGUGAUGUAUGUGGGUAAAAUCAGAGCUGAUACCACCCGAACAGAACUGAGGGACCGGUUUGAAGUUUUUGGUGAAAUUGAGGAGUGUACAGUACAUCUGCGGGAUGAUGGAGACAGCUAUGGUUUCAUCACCUACCGCUAUACUUGUGAUGCGUUUGCUGCUCUCGAAAAUGGAUACACUUUACGCAGGUCAAAUGAACCUGACUUUGAGUUGUACUUUUGUGGACGCAAGCAAUUUUGCAAGUCUAACUAUGCAGACCUAGACUCAAACUCAGAUGAUUUUGAUCCUGCUUCCACUAAGAGCAAAUAUGACUCCAUGGAUUUUGAUAGUUUACUUAAAGAGGCACAGCGAAGCCUGCGUAGGUAACAUGCAUCACAGCUGAGGAAAAUGGAGGGAUGGCGAAUACCUCACGGACAUCAUGUCCUUCAAUAAUGGACAAUUUAGAAGUCAUACUUAGGAAUUUCUCCUACUUUACACUCUCUGUACAAAAACAUGGUUUACAUGAACACAGCUGCUCGAAGAGUGAAGAGGCAAAGUGGAUAUCCAGGAAGCAAAUGUAUAUCCAUGGGUGUCAGCUUUACUUUCCUGGGGUGAUUGGCGGUGGGGGGUUCUGAUGUUCAUAGAGAGUGCAAGUGCAAACCCCUUGAAAUGGCAGCAGUUCCACAGAGUUACACUUAAAAUGUAGAACUUCAAAAUGUGUACGUAUCACAUUUUAACAAAACAAAAAUCAAAUUGAGAACUACAGCUGCUGAUGUCUGGGAAUCAGACACUGCAUUUCUUUAAAAAGGCGCUUCUUCCCACAACACAAUGAUAAUAUGACAAUCCAGAAGAAACCACAGGUCCUAGAAGCUGACUGUCCUUUUAUUUUGUUUUUCUGAUGGAGGAGAAAAUGAAAGGCUAAACCUUGCCUAACAUUUUGAAGUUUCAUCUUUUAAUUCUGACACCCAUGUAAAUGUCCAAACCGUUGAUCUUCCACAAUGAAAUUUUCAAAGCCUUGUUAAUGGUCAAAUGUGCAGCUUGUUCAGCAAUUUUAUUCUGAUGAUCGGACAUGGUGUUGUAUUACUAACGAGAGUUGGGUAUAACGAUCUGGGGGAGCGAUGUGUACAGAUAGCUUAUUUGCUACAUUCUCUAAUGUAGUUGAGUAUUUACAGAUGUGAAAUGGGAGUAUUUUUAUUUUGUGUACAUACUGUAUGACUAUGUUCUUUUUUUGGUUACAGCUAUGCACUGUAAAUGCAGCCUUCUUUUCAAAAACUGCUAAAUUUUUCUUAAUCAAGAAUAUUCAAAUGUAAUUAUAUGAGGUGAAACAAUUAUUGUACACUAACAUAUUUAGAAAGCUGAACUUAUGCUUAUAUAUAUUUGAUUGUAACAAAAAAAGAGAAAAGUGUGCGUGCGUGUGUGUGUGUGUGUGUGUGUGUGUUGAGUGCAAAAAUAUCAAUGCUUUACACACAUUCAUCCCUUCUUUGGUGACCUUAUCUAAGAAUUUUGUCAAGAACUAUCCAAGCCCAAAAGGUAUUAACCACUUCUGCAAUAUUUUCCACGUUUUUCUCAUUAUUUGUUUUUCUUUUGCAGUUUUAUACACUGAAUUUGUUAGGGGAAUGAAAUUUUCUCAUCUAAAAUUUUCUAGGAGAUGUCAUAAUUUUAUGUAAAAUCUCUUAAAUGGGUAAUCAUUAAGAAAUGUUUUUAUUUUAUGUCUCAACUGUAGUUUUGGAACUAGAAGUCAAAAAUCUUUUUAAAUUGCUGUUUUGUUUUAAUUUUUGUGCUUUUAAUUUGAUAAAAAAAUGCUGAGGUACUAAGCACGGUAUGAUUUUUACAAUAAUUACGUGUGUCUAAGCACUGUUCUUGAAGCCAGUAAUCUUUUGAUUGGCAGAACUUGAUGGUAUUUAUCUAUAUUUUUUACAGUUAUGCAUCCUGUAUAAAUACUGAUCCUUCAUUCCUUUGUUUACUAAAGAGACAUAUUUAUCAGUUGCAAUUAACAUAUUUAUUAUAAAUUAUGAGACGACUAAAAUAAUAAAAAGGCCAGUGGAAAUUUUGUACCUAGGAUGCAUGACACUUGUCAGGUUGGAGUAAGUGCUUCAUUUGGAAAAUUCAGCUUUUGCAGGAGCAGUGUUUUUUUACUAUGCACUAGCAUGGCCUCAGAUGUGCCCAUGACAUUGUUGAUGAAAUUGCUUCUGCUAAAUUAAAUAGAAACUUCAGGGAAAAAAACUACCAUUCUGAAUAUCAGGAUUUCAUCUGAACUUGGAGCUUCUAGACUGAAUCAGUAAAGUUUGGAGUCCGCUUGUAAGUUUAUAGAUUGGUAUUCUAUUACUGUUUGGCAUUCAUGACUUCUUUUAAAGAUAUGGCACACCUACCUAUUUAAUCUUCCUUCUCACCCCGACUCUUAGAAAACCGAUUUCACCCCCAAGCCAAUGCAGCUGAUUUUGAUAGCUGCAUUCAUUUUAUCACCAGCAUAUUGUGUUCUGAGAGAUUCCACUGUCUGUCUUGUUGGAUGCUUGCUUGAUUUUUUGGCUUCUUAUUUCUAAGUAGAUAGAUAGCAAUAAAAAAUGAGAACUUUUUCACAGGUUCAUUGUUACAAUUGUAACAUCCUUUAAUCUGCAUAAUUCUUGUCGUUGCUCUGUAGGUUAAAAUGCAGGUAUUUUAACUUUGAUUGUGUGAAUGCCAAACUAAAGUUUACAGUUUUCCUUUCUGGAUUUUGAGUAUCUUCUGUUGUAAAGAAAAGACUAUUAAAAGCAAUAAAUUAUUUUUUAGAAAUCAAUAUUUAGUAUAUCAUAUUAUGUGUUCAAGGACCAGAUACAUUACCUAUUUUGCCUUUACAUUUCUGUGAUUAAAUUUUAAAUAUAUUCUCUUUUGCCCUGGAUUGCUGAGAUGAACAAAUUGUGUGCUUUCUCCCCCCUCUCCCCCCCCACAACAGAUAUUAUGCCACAGUUCCUUUUUUUUUUUCACUGGCCUGACAAAUAUUCUUCUCUUGAAGAUGGCUUUCCGCCGUGGAUUUACAGAUUGCAUAUGAAAUUAACGUAGAAGUAGGAUCUCUGAAUAAUCUGAAUAAAGCUAUUUGUAUCUUUUGUAGACACUGUGGUUAGCCCAUCAAAAUGUAAAGUUAGGGAUUUUUUUUAAGAGAACAUUUCAAAUUAGCACAUGUAUCACAUCAUCACUAGAGGCAAACUGCAGUAGAGAUCUGUAUGUCUUUUAGAUGAAGAUUGUACCGUUGCUUCCAUGCUGUGGUAAGUACCACAUCUGCAAUACUGGUAACAGAACUGGUACUUAGGAACUAUGGUCUUUUCUAGAGAUGUAACAAAGUAAUUCCUACAUAACACAAAUUGAUCUGAAUCCAAACAGAAGGAGACUAAAAUUGGGGAGGGGGGGUGAAUUCUCAAUCUGUGUUAAACAGCUCUGAACAACAGUUGGGUUGCCAUUGCCGAUAACAGCAUGGAGAGAAAAGUUUGUGCUACUAGGGUAUAAUAGUUGGGUCAGCUGAAAAAAGAAAGCCUUCUUUUCAUCUCUUUAGAUGUAAGCUUACAGUAGGUAAUGAUUAUGUGUCCUUUUUGAUGGCUGUAAUGAGAACUUCAAUCACUUUAGUAUAAGAUCUGAUCUAUAAAUGACCUAGAAUAGCCACGUAAUAUAAUGUGAUGAUUCUAAAUUUGUACCUAUAUGACAGACAUUUUCAAUAAUGUGAACCACUGAUCUGAUGGAGCUACUGUAAAAUGUGUACAGUAGGUGAAAGUGUAAAGCUAUUGGUUGGACUAUGCUGAAUAGGGAAAAUGAACUAUUAGUUUAGCCCUAGUUGGGCUAUUUUCCACCUGCCAAUUCUACAUGUACUGUUGUGGUUUAAUUCAUUGUAUGAAAAUUCCUGUGAUUUUUUUUAAUGUGCUGUACACAUCAGCCUCACUGAGCAAAUAAAGGGAAACGAAUGUUUCAAAUCCA
This is a messenger RNA of Malaclemys terrapin pileata, 6167 nucleotides long. RefSeq names its product PPARG coactivator 1 alpha (gene PPARGC1A). The record is from RefSeq and is a predicted model, not a curated record. Gene Ontology annotation, cellular component: nucleus. Gene Ontology annotation, biological process: positive regulation of transcription by RNA polymerase II. The transcript is spliced from 14 exons. NCBI's taxonomy places the organism in Eukaryota, Metazoa, Chordata, Testudines, Emydidae. Gene Ontology annotation, molecular function: transcription factor binding; RNA binding. Bases 162 to 2615 code for a protein of 817 amino acids.